UUAACGGCUUCGUACCAGAGCACCUCAUUGCCGGGUGGCUUCAGGCCGAAAGGACUGAGGAGUUGGCCAGCCAAACCGGACCGAGCUUUGUUUUCGCUCCCCGCGGAACAGCCGGACACACUGUGGAUUUUCCGGUGCGCUGGGCUGGGUGUCCCGGGCCGCUCGGCGCGCGCUGCGAGGGGCCCCCCGCGCGGCGGUGAGCCCGCGAGUAAGCAGCAGAGGAGUCCUCCUCCGCGCCGCUCGCGCUCGCUCGCGCGCGCACGCACGCGACCGACGACGACGACGACGACGAGCCGAGGGGCGCGAGCCGCGCCGGGAAGCCGAUGGACCUGGAGUUGCCCAGGAGCGAGCUGGGAGCCAUGGCGGACGCGCUGCAGCCGCAGACCCCUAGCCGACACGAGAAGAGCUUAGGGCUGCUCACCACCAAAUUCGUGACUCUGCUGCAGGAGGCGAAAGACGGGGUGCUCGACCUCAAAAUAGCUGCGGACACCCUUGCUGUCAGACAGAAGAGGCGCAUCUAUGACAUCACAAAUGUCCUGGAGGGCAUCGGGCUGAUUGAGAAGAAAUCAAAAAACAGCAUUCAGUGGAAGGGUGUGGGGCCUGGAUGCAACACGAGGGAGAUUGCCGACAAGCUGAUUGACCUGAAGGCAGAGCUGGAAGACCUAGACCGUCGGGAGCACGAGCUGGACCAGCAGAGAGUGUGGGUGCAGCAGAGCAUCAAGAACGUGACAGACGACACACAGAACAGCAGAUUGGCUUACGUUACUCAUGAAGACAUCUGCAGCUGCUUCAAAGGUGACACACUCCUGGCCAUUCGGGCUCCCUCAGGCACACAGCUGGAGGUGCCUAUACCUGAGGCAGUGAUGAAUGGACAGAAGAAGUACCAGAUCCACUUAAAAAGCACAUCCGGCCCCAUUGAGGUGCUGUUGGUCAACAAGGACACCUCAGGCUCCGCCCCUGUGGUCCUGCCCGUCCCACCGCCUGAGGACAUGUUCCAGAGCUUGCCUGCCACUGCUCCUGUCACCGCUCCUGCCACUCCUAAACGGGCCACUCAGCCACCACUGACCAACAACCAAAGCCCUUCCAUGGCUUCGCCUGCCCCCGCUGCCACUAUCACACCUGCAGCUCUCAGCUCUGAAGCUUCUGGAAGUGGUGCUGCCCUAGAAUCUGUUCCUCCAACUGAAGAAACGACGACUGAUCAAACGCACAGUCUGGACACACAGGUGCUUCAGUCCUCUGCUUCGCUGGACAACAGCUCCUCGAUUCCAGCUGCCUCCACAGUCUUUGAGCCCAUCAAGUCCAGCCCGCCAGAACUGCCAGAUUUCCCUAAAGAACUCUCAGAAAUGUUUGAUCCAACAAAAGAAAUGAUGAGUGCUGAUCUGCUGGAAGAACUCAUGGCCUCUGAAGUGUUCUCUCCACUCCUCCGUCUUUCCCCUCCACCUGGGGAUCAUGAUUACAUCUACAACUUGGACGAGAGCGAAGGGCUCUGUGACCUUUUUGACGUCCCCAUCCUCAACCUUUGACAAUGAUCUAAGCCACGGGGCACUUGUGAAUAGGGUUCUAACCAAAAGCAGAAAAAAGAAAAUAUUUUUGCCCUUUUUGAGGAACAAAGCAGGAAUUGCUCUAUUUUUGGAUUCUUGUAUUAUAAGCUGAUUUGAUGAACGUAUAUUUUUGUGUGUUGUCAUUUUGUUGUCUUCUUUUUUAGACCCUUUGGCCCAAACAGUUGCUUCUAAACAGGAAGGCAUGGUCUCUGGUCUCUGUGAUACUACAGCAGAGGCUAAAGGGCAACCAGCACUGUACUUCCAGCCACCAAGCUUUAAAGAUGAGAUAGCUGCUGUUGCGUGGACAAGGCAUUUUAUGUGAUCCCACAAACCUAUUUAAAAUGGCAACCUUUGAUGGGUGUUGGAAAUGAUUGGCUCAGUUUUAUGAACAUUUUAACUUGCAUAGUGAAGUAUUUUGGAAAGGAGAUGCAGAGCAAGAGAACUAGAGUUCUGUGCUUGAGGCUUGGAAAGGACUAAAGGAAGUUGAUGACUUGAGGACUGGCAGAGCUGAAAGGGAAGCAAUUCUCCAGUGGGCUGUAGAAGGCAGGCUGCGAUUUCUGGACUUUCCAGCAAGUGGCGACAGGGCUCAUGCAGUGCAGGCAAACACCAGCAAUAAUUCUUACAAGUACAGCCACAGUAAUUCUGCUCCAGAUAGACAUGUACUGUAUUUAGUGUUUAAAUGAAGCAAAGUCCUCAUUUAUUAAAACUUCAGCAUUAGAAGUUGAACCAUAUUCUGUAGAAACAAGUAAUUCUGUUAUAUAUUUUGAGGGGUUUAAAGGGGCUAUCGCUGAACCUUUUCCACACUGUCAUGUAAUAUGUAAUUUAUAAUCUUGGCUAGCCUUUUUUUGCAUCCCAUUAAGCCAUAUAUUAAUACAAAUAUUA
Scleropages formosus (Asian bonytongue) is the source of this 2423-nucleotide messenger RNA. RefSeq names its product E2F transcription factor 4 (gene e2f4). The record is from RefSeq and is a predicted model, not a curated record. Gene Ontology annotation, cellular component: RNA polymerase II transcription regulator complex. Lineage: Eukaryota; Metazoa; Chordata; Actinopteri; Osteoglossiformes; Osteoglossidae. Gene Ontology annotation, molecular function: RNA polymerase II cis-regulatory region sequence-specific DNA binding; protein dimerization activity; DNA-binding transcription factor activity, RNA polymerase II-specific. The coding region runs from base 324 to 1523 and encodes 399 amino acids. The transcript is spliced from 10 exons. Gene Ontology annotation, biological process: regulation of transcription by RNA polymerase II.